Messenger RNA from Thalassophryne amazonica, 1632 nucleotides. RefSeq names its product myristoylated alanine-rich C-kinase substrate-like. NCBI's taxonomy places the organism in Eukaryota, Metazoa, Chordata, Actinopteri, Batrachoidiformes, Batrachoididae. The transcript is spliced from 2 exons. Gene Ontology annotation, molecular function: calmodulin binding; actin filament binding. The record is from RefSeq and is a predicted model, not a curated record. Gene Ontology annotation, biological process: actin filament organization; central nervous system development. The coding region runs from base 260 to 910 and encodes 216 amino acids. Gene Ontology annotation, cellular component: plasma membrane; cytoplasm; actin filament bundle.
UGCGGCGGGGCCCGAUUUCUUCUUCAUUUAUAAACUCUCAUCGAGGGGAAAAAAAAAAUAAUAAUAAAAAAUAUAAUAAUUCUCGCAUCAUUUUGAUAUUUUUUGGUCACGUUUCGCGAGUUCCCAGGCGUCCUUUGGAGCGGAUUCCUCGGCUGCAGAAGGAGGUGUCGGCGUUCAGACUUGGGAAUUUUUGGACGGAAGCUUUGCGGUCUUUGUUCAUUCAUUUUGGUCGAUUGGGUUCCUUUGUUGGACCAAAAGCAUGGGAGCACAAACCUCCAAAGCCGCUGGGAAAGCAGAUGCUACGGUGGAGAAGCCGGGGGAAAGCACGGCUGCUGGUGCAAAAACAAACGGGCAGGAGAAUGGUCAUGCCAAGAGCAACGGUGAUGCUUCUCCCGCAGCAGAAGAGGCCAAUAAAUCGGAUGUUCAGGCCAAUGGAAGCACUCCUACCGAGGAGAUCCCAAAAGAAGAAGCGGAGAAAGUAGAGGCUGCUGGGGCUGACGGUGAGGGGGCCGCCGCAAGCGGGGAUGCUUCUGCCAAACCAGAAGAAGAAGCUCCAUCUACCAGCGAGGAGGGCAAACAGAAGAAAAAGCGCUUCUCCUUCAAGAAGCCUUCCUUCAAGCUUAGCGGCUUCACUUUUAAGAAGAUCAAGAAGGAGUCUGAAGAUGCGGCAGAGGAGGGACCUGCCGCAGCAACCGAAGGAGAGAAGGCAGCAGAGGAGGAGGCGGCGGCCGCUGGCGAGGCCAAACCAGCUGAGGAAGGAGCCAAGGAGGCUGCUGCUGCUGCUGAGGAACCGAAUGCUGAAGCGGAAGUGAAGGCAGAGGAAAUGGCAGGAGAGGAGAAACCAGGUGACGCUUCACCUACCGAGCCAGAAACUGCAGCCAGCCCAGACACCACCACCGCCGCCGAGUAAUCCUGCUGAACAUGAUACCAGAAUGAAGGAGACGACAGAGCCUGUCUGAAGGAAUCUGAGGACUUGUCCAAGACCAGGGAUUUUUCUUUCUUUUUUUUGUUGUUCUUUGUUUACUAUUCUGCAACUAUCUCAUCCAUAAUGACUGCGGCGUCCUUGGCAGUGAUGGACAGAAGGUGUGCUGAAGGGCGUGCUGCUUCCUCACUGCUCAGUGGUGCUUGCAUUUGUGGCGUGGGUGAGCGUGAAAGUGUGACUGAGAGUGUGAAUGUUUUCUACAUGAAUCCAUGACUGUGUUGACACAUUGCUGAAAUUUGAAAUAUUUAAUCAAAGUAUUUGGUGCUGGGCAAUUGGAUGUAGCAGCUAAAGCUGUGUCUGCAAGAUUGACAUUGUGAUUAUUUAAAAGGGCGAGUCCUAAAUGUUGUCUUUGCAGUGCACAGUUGUUUACAACUCGAGCUCAACGUUCCUGUGGACACAACCAUUCCCCAAUGACAUAGCUAUAGUAUCUGUCAAAAAACAAUAGGUGCUCAUCACUUUUCCAUUAGUUUCCACUCUUUCAAAACUCUGUAGUAAUGCACGCUGUAUAGACUUUGAUAUUACUGGUUUUAUGACUGAGAUGUACCUAAAUGACUGAAGUUUUUAAAAAAGAUUAGCCAUUGUAAAUGAUUUUUUUUUCUUUCUUUCCACCAUUUGUAAGAUUGAAUAAAAUUGGGAGAUGUUUAAGCAAA